CUUCGCCGCUCGAACUACGUUGCCAUUAACCGAGGUCUCGUUGGCUCGUUUAAACAGCCGCUAUUAUUAGAUCAGUACUGGGGAAUCGAAAUUGAAAUUAUGCCGGAACACGAAGAAAAGAAAUCGGACAACCCUGUCGCCGCUCCCGCGCCGGUGAAAAUGUGGCCGGUCGGAUAUCAUCAUCCUGAUUGGACGAAACUGUACAAGGGCACACUGGUACCGUAUCCAUUCUGGACCAUCAUCGAUGAAGUCGCGAAAUUUCAAGCAAAAAAAGAAGACAUCGCUAUCUGCACGUUUCCAAAAUGCGGCACCACGUGGAUGAACGCCGUGAUUGAGAUGAUGAAGAACAAUGCUGAUCCGCAGUGCCUGCACGAUGGAAAGUCGUUGGAGUGGAAGAAUCCCUAUCUGGAGCUGACAGAUCCCGAUAUGCCGGUCGGCAAGCGCCCCAUCGAUCUGCUCUGCCAGCAGCCGCCCGGGCGGGCCUUCUUCACGCAUCUCGGUUACGAGGCACUGCCUCCCAGCAUUGAAGCCAGUGGAACCAAGAUCGUGUUCGUUAUUCGUAAUCCCAAGGACACGAUUGUGUCCAUGUACCACUUCUUCCGGUCACACUACCCUAUGCAGUAUCACGGGGAUCUGCAGGAAAUCAUCAACUCCUUCACGGAAGAGCGUGUCAUGUACGGACCCUUCUUCGACCAUGCAGCCAGCUACUGGUCACGCAGGAAUACCAAUCCCAAUAUAUUCUUCACGAGUUUCGAAGAAAUGAGCCAGGAUUUUAUUGGUGUGGCACGAAGAUUAAGUAAAUUUCUGGGGAAGGAUUUUACCGAGGACCAGCUAAACAAAAUCUACUACGAAUGCGCCUUCGACCAGAUGAAAAACAACGAGACCGUCAAUAAGGCCAAAGUGGGAGCACGUGGCUAUUUCGACUUCAACAAAUCCCCGUUCAUCCGUGCCGGGAAAGUUGGCAACUGGAAGGUGCAUUUCAGUGAGGAGCAGAACAAGCAAGUCGAUGACUGGAUUAAUAAGAACCUGCAACGGCCCGAAUUGCAGGGCUUAACAUUUCGCUACGAAUAAGCGGAUAGAUAGAAAGUCGUCCCAAUUAAAAAUUUUAUUACACCGCCAAGAAGUUCGGCUUUUUCCGGAAAAUCGCAGUUAUUUUCUCCCUUUUAACGUAUAGCAAGUGAACGCUGUCUUCGCUUUGAGCGAAGUUGACAUUAACAUGUGCGCAUACUCGUGACCUUUUAAUAAAACCACACAAG
Paramacrobiotus metropolitanus is the source of this 1256-nucleotide messenger RNA. RefSeq names its product sulfotransferase 1C2-like. The record is from RefSeq and is a predicted model, not a curated record. Gene Ontology annotation, cellular component: cytoplasm. The transcript has 5 exons. The coding region runs from base 100 to 1071 and encodes 323 amino acids. Gene Ontology annotation, biological process: sulfation. NCBI's taxonomy places the organism in Eukaryota, Metazoa, Tardigrada, Eutardigrada, Parachela, Macrobiotidae. Gene Ontology annotation, molecular function: sulfotransferase activity.